Molecule: messenger RNA, 1787 nt
Organism: Rhea pennata
Lineage: Eukaryota; Metazoa; Chordata; Aves; Rheiformes; Rheidae
Gene: CLN6
Product: CLN6 transmembrane ER protein
Exons: 7
Coding region: 12-965 (317 amino acids)
Biological process (GO): lysosome organization
Cellular component (GO): endoplasmic reticulum; membrane
Source: RefSeq, a predicted model, not a curated record
GGCGCGGGCACAUGCAGGGCGCUACGCGGCGGCGGCCGCACCCGGCGGCGGCCCCGGGCUCCCCGCAGCUCUCCGGGCCCCUCCACCCGGGCAGGCAUGGAGCUGUCAAGAGCGAAGACACCUUCAAGACUUCUCAAUUUCAUUUUGAUCUGUGGUUCUACUUUACUCUGCAGAACUGGGUGCUGGACUUCGGGCGUCCCAUUGCGAUGAUUAUUCUACCUUUGGAGUGGUUUCCGCUAAACAAACCAAGUGCUGGAGAUUAUUUCCACAUGGCUUACAAUGUUAUCACACCAUUUCUUCUGCUAAAGCUCAUUGAAAGAUCCCCUAAGACCUUACCAAGAUCAAUGGUGUACGUCAGCAUCAUCAUGUUUGUCAUGGGAGCAAGCAUCCACUUGGUUGGAGACUCAGUAAACCAUCGCUUGAUUUUCAGUGGCUACCAGCACCAUCUGUCUGUAAGAGAGAAUCCAAUCAUCAAAAACUUGAAGCCAGAGACACUGAUUGAUUCCUUCGAGCUGCUCUACUACUACGAUGAAUAUUUAGGUCAUUCAAUGUGGUACAUCCCUUUCUUUCUGAUACUGUUUAUAUAUUUCACUGGCUGCUUCACUCCUGUUGAAGAAGAGAGCAGGAUGCCAAUGGCUGCAUUGCUUCUAAUGGGGCCAAGCAGCCUUUAUUACUGGUAUCUCGUGACAGAGGGUCAGAUUUUCAUCCUCUACAUUUUCACUUUCUUUGCCAUGAUGGCUUUAGUGAUGCACCAGAAACGCAAAGGACUUGUCCUGGACAGCAAUGGGCUUUUUCUGUUCUACUCCUUCAUCAUAACAUUGGUCCUAAUUGCUGUUUGGGUGAUUUGGCUGUGGAAUGACAAAAUUCUCAGGAAGAAGUACCCUGGCGUGAUCUAUAUCCCCGAGCCAUGGGCGUUUUACACCCUCCACAUGAGCAACCUCCAUGCAGCAAAGGAAAGUUUAUAAGUUUUGAUAUUUUAGAGUGAUUUGAAGAAGAAAAAAAUCUAGUUUUUCUAAUGUAGACAUAUUUCAAAUAAAUUACUGACCAAUAUUAGCUGCAAGUCGUAUUGUAAGUUAACCAGGUCUAGCUAAGGAGGGGGUUGUUUGAACAAAAGGGAAAGAUAGUCACUGUGACUGUUAACUCUUUAAAAGCUGCCAGCGCAGCUUGGUUACCUCCCGUAGCUUCGUAGCAACCAUCCCUAGUUCGUGACUGCACAGUUCCAUCCCGGACCUUUUCGAGUGCGUAAAGGACAACACCAAUUCCCUUGCACGUGAGGGCAGAACCGCAGCAGAUCCACCCAGCGCUUGCGCGUGUCCCUCAGCUUUGCUCCGAGGUGGAAGGCAGCGGAGCGCCUGUCCCGCCGUUGUUCCUCCUUCACCCCCACCGGGGGAGCCACCGGGACCCAGCACCGGUGAAGACGGGCCGACAUCGCCCCAGGUGAGGCCAGGUGAGCCACGUCGUGCCCCGCCGGCACACACGCUCCCACCGCCGGCCGUGCACGGGGCGCCCGACUUCCCGGCGGCCACGACCCAAAGGGAGCAGCGAGCAGAGGGCCUGGCACCCGUCCGCCAUGGCUCUAGCGUGGUCGCGCUGCUGUUCUCUCCCGUGUCGCAGCUCACCAAGUCCCGAGCCCUCAGGUGAUGGAGCUGAGCUCCUAAAGCCCUUCAGUUAAGUCAGUGUCAUGGUCUGUGUCCGUAAAAAUUUGUAUUAAACUUUGUGUGACAGAACCCCAGUGUAAAAAAAAGAAAAAAGAAAAAAAAAUACCAGCAAGCUAUACAGAAUAAAGA